This is a messenger RNA of Mastomys coucha (southern multimammate mouse), 2462 nucleotides long. It is a transcript of the gene Slc39a5, whose product is annotated as solute carrier family 39 member 5. Gene Ontology annotation, biological process: BMP signaling pathway; intracellular zinc ion homeostasis; zinc ion import across plasma membrane. Gene Ontology annotation, molecular function: zinc ion transmembrane transporter activity. NCBI's taxonomy places the organism in Eukaryota, Metazoa, Chordata, Mammalia, Rodentia, Muridae. Gene Ontology annotation, cellular component: membrane. Bases 934 to 2232 code for a protein of 432 amino acids. The transcript has 10 exons. The record is from RefSeq and is a predicted model, not a curated record.
UGUCCCUCCCCUGCCCCCUCCCUGCAGGUGACCCUUGUCCAGCCUGCCUGCCACAAGAAGGCUGGGUCCCCCCUUCCUCUGCGUGUCUUUUGUGUCUCCUGUCCUGCCAUCAGGUAAUGCUAACCCCAACCCCCUGGACCACUCACUCUGACCCCCUGGUUGUAAGCCAGGUCAGAUGUCAGAGGGGAGCCCUGUUCUGGCUUCUUUUCCUCAACAGGGCUUCUUCUUUCUUGUUCAUUGAUUACAGAACUGGGGGUGCUGACAGUUAAUGCUUGCCAGAGUGGGGAAUCAGAGCUCUUAUGCUUCCCAGGGUGGGCAUCGCUAAGAAGUCUCUUUCCUGAAUACAUCUGGGAUUGCCACUUAACCUGCCUCCCCCUCUAACUCCCAGUUUAGGGACACCUUGACUCAACUCUCCAGGGAAUGUGGGGAUGGGGUUGGAAACAGAUGCAGCUAAGGACCUCCAUGAGGAGGUCCGUCAGGAGAAGGCCUGCAUGGCCCUGAGUGGGUUAUGGGCUAUAUAUUUAAGAGGAAAAGCUGAGCACAGGUGCUUAACCAUGUGGCUUCCUCAGGGCAGAGGGUGGCCCCUCCCCAGUCAGGGCCCAGCAGAGACUGACUUUUGACCCCCCCAUCCCAGAGACCAGUGAACCAUUAACUCCUAUAUGAACCUUCCCACACUUGCCCCACCCCUGACUCCACCCCAAAGCAGGUGGGCUAAGGGGAAACCUAUCCAUUUCAGCCCUCUAUGUGACGUGGCUUCCACUGCAUCUGAAGGCUGAGUGAGCUCCCUGACUCAGAGAUCUCUUAAGGUGCACAGUAAGGCCUUCCAGGGACCUGAGGUGACGGCUCUCACACUGCCAGUAGGGGGUACAAUCUUCAGGAUGUCCCAAAGGACAUAGACGUCAGAACCAGAGCCUCUAGCCCAUAGUCCUAGUGAUGGCGCCCCCAGUGCAUCAUCUGCUGGCUGGCCUGUGUGUGGGGGUGGCCUUGGGCUGGGUAGGAGGCUCAGUCCCAAACCUGGGCCCAGCCCAACAAGAACAGAACCACUACCUGGCCCAGCUGUUUGGUCUAUAUGGAGAGAAUGGGACACUGACUGCAGGGGGCCUGGCUCGGCUUCUCCACAGCCUAGGACUAGGCCGAGUCCAGGGGCUCCGUCUGGGACACCACGAGCCUCCAACUGGGCGGGCUGCACCCACAAGUGGCGACAAUUUCACACACAGGCUUCAAGAACUGGAGCUGAGUGUGGAUGUCUGGGCAGGAAUGCCUCUGGGCCCUUCAAGUUGGGGUGAUCAAGAGGAGUCAAAGGCCCCUGACCUGCAUGGGUCAGGGCCCUCGGGCCUAGACCUCUUCCAGAGGCUUCUGCUGCUGGACCAUUCGUUGGCUGACCAUCUGAAUGAAGAUUGUCUGAAUGGCUCCCAGCUGCUGGUCAAUUUUGGUCUGAGCCCUGUUGCUCCUCUAACUCCUCGUCAGUUUGCUCUGCUGUGCCCAGCCCUGCUUUAUCAGAUUGACAGCCGUGUUUGCAUCAAAACCCCAGCUCCAGCACCUCCAGGGGAUGUACUUUCUGCCCUGCUUCACAGUGGCCUGGCAGUCCUGUUCCUCAGCCUCCCUGCUCCCCUCUCUCUGCUGCUGCUGCGGCUCCUGGGACCUCGUCUGUUGCGGCCUGUGCUGGGCUUCCUGGGGGCCCUGGCCGUAGGCACUCUCUGUGGGGAUGCCAUGCUACACCUGCUGCCACACGCACAAGGAGGGCGGCACACAGGACCUAAUGAGCGAGCAGAGGAAGAUCUGGGUCCAGGGCUGUCAGUGCUUGGUGGCCUCUUCCUGCUCUUCGUGCUAGAGAAUACGCUAGGACUUGUGCAGCACAGAGGGCUCAGGCCAAGAUGCUGCAGGAACAAAAGGGAUCUUGGAGAACCAAACCCUGACCCAGAGGAUGGCAGUGGGAUGGUCCUUCGACCCCUACAGGCAGCUUCAGAGCCAGAGGUUCAGGGCCAGAGGGAGAACAGCCAGUCCCCAUCAUCUCCAGCCCCUCCUGGGCACCAAGGCCACAGUCAUGAGCACCAGAGUGGCAGUAUCGCAUGGAUGGUCCUCCUGGGAGAUUGCCUGCACAACCUCACUGACGGGCUCGCAUUAGGUGCUGCCUUCUCCGAUGGCUUCUCCAGUGGCCUCAGCACUACCCUAGCAGUCUUCUGCCACGAGUUGCCCCAUGAACUAGCUGCCAACCCUGCUCCGUCCUCCUGAGCGCCCGCCCGUGCUCCAUGUGCUGCUGCAGGGGCUGGGGCUGCUGCUGGGGGGCAGCCUCAUGUUUACUAUAGCCCUGUUGGAGGAACAGCUACUGCCCAUGGUUCCUGAUGGCUGAUGUGGACCAGUGGCAAAGGAUCCAGGUUGCCCUUCCUUCCCCCCACCACAGGAAUGGAGGCGGGACACAGGGCCAGUAGGAGCAAUAGGAUUUUAAUAAACAGAACCCAUCC